GCUGGGGGGAGGGGAAGUCUCAGGCGACCGUCUCUCGUCCCACAGCUGGGACUAGACUCUCCCGCUGCAGAAGUGGUGCUGCCACCGCCGCUGCUUUAGACCUGUGCCACCCAUCCUGGAGCCUGAGGGGUCCGGAGUCGCGGGCUCAGGCGUUCGGAGUCUCUGCACCGCGUCCUUAGAGACCCCGAAGCACAGGCUUCCGCGUGCAGGCUAGAGGACCCCAGAUACUCAGGUGCCCAGCGCCUCCUCCUGGAGCCAGGAGUCCAGGACAUCAGCCCCGCGCGACCCUGGAGGGCAAGCUUCUUGCACCCCGGGUUGAAGAAUUUAGGGUCCCAAACCGGAGAUUCCGUCCCAGGGUUCCCAGAAAUCCGAACCCAAGACUCCCGUGGUUGGACGAAUUUGAGUUUUGGACUGCUAGCGCCCCAACCAGUUUGUUUUGGGCAGAAGCGCCCACUACUUCAGGGGGACCCAGGAAUUUGGGACUCGCCUGCACUGCCACCUGGAAGUGGUUUAAUUCCUGCUCCUAGAGUUAGGGGAACUCGGGAAUCCAAGCCACUCACUGCCCUAUCCAGAAGUCUCAGGAAUGUGGGUCCCCAGUAGCCCCAUCUGAGACUCAAGUGUCAGGCUCCCAGCAUCCUCCAUUUACAGGACCAAGAAAUUCGGACCGCUGCACCCCGUUUUCCAAAAGACCUCGGAUUCUGGUUCCCGGAGCCUGAGAGCCCGAAGUUCACACCCUUGACUUGCUGAGAGACCCGGGACCCAGGAGUGCGCUCUGCGUCUCCCCCGGGACCAUGCCAGGGGUCCAAUAGGAGCUGGGCUGCCUCGGUUCGGGCCGGAGACUCCCCGAGAAGCCGCUGAGCCACUCAGCCAUGCCAGAGGGAGCCCGUGGACUGAGCCUGUCCAAACCCAGCUCGCCCGUUGGCCCCCACCACAGAAGUGAAGUGUGUGACUGUGCAGCUGUGUGUGAGACUCCGACAGCAGCCUCCACAACCCCUGCUAUGGCCUCCCCUCGAGGUUCUGGGAGCUCCACAUCCCUGAGCACAGUGGGCUCUGAGGGGGACCUGGCCCCAGGGCCCACCCCUGCCUGCUCAGCCUCCAGGCCAGAGCCCCUUCCAGGGCCCCCCAUCCGCCUGCAUCUGUCGCCUGUGGGGACCCCUGGUUUGGUGAAACCCUCGAGGCUGGAGCGUGUGGCCCGUGAGAUUGUGGAGACAGAGCGGGCCUAUGUCCGGGACCUCCGCAGCAUUGUGGAGGACUACCUGGGCCCCCUGCUGGAAGGCGGGGUCUUGGGGCUGAGCACAGAGCAGGUGGGCACACUGUUUGCAAACAUCGAGGACAUCUACGAGUUCAGCAGCGAGCUCCUGGAGGACCUGGAGGGCAGCAGCGGUGCAGGGGGCAUUGCAGAGUGCUUCGUGCAGAGGAGCGAGGAUUUUGACAUCUACACAUUGUACUGCAUGAACUACCCGAGCUCUCUAGCCCUGCUCCGGGAGCUGUCACUGUCUCCGCCAGCAGCCCUGUGGCUGCAGGAGCGCCAGGCCCAGCUCCACCACUCGCUGCCCCUGCAGAGCUUCCUGUUGAAACCUGUUCAGCGCAUCCUCAAGUACCAUUUGCUGCUGCAGGAGCUAGGCAAGCACUGGGUGGAGGGCCCAGGCACCGAAGGCCGCGAGAUGGUGGAGGAGGCCAUCGUGUCCAUGACAGCGGUGGCCUGGUACAUCAAUGACAUGAAGCGCAAGCAGGAACAUGCUGCACGCCUCCAGGAAGUACAGCGGCGGCUGGGCGGCUGGACGGGCCCGGAGCUCAGUGCUUUCGGGGAGCUGGUGCUAGAAGGCUCAUUCCGAGGUGGCGGAGGGGGCGGGCCCCGACUUCGAGGGGGUGAGCGGCUGCUCUUUCUAUUUUCACGGAUGCUGCUCGUGGCCAAACGCAGGGGACCGGAAUACACCUACAAGGGUCACAUCUUUUGCUGCAACCUGAGUGUGAGCGAGAGUCCUCGUGACCCUCUAGGGUUCAAGGUGUCCGAUCUGACCAUUCCCAAGCACAGGCACCUGCUCCAGGCCAAGAACCAAGAGGAGAAGAGGCUCUGGAUUCACUGUCUCCAGCGCCUCUUCUUUGAGAACCACCCUGCCUCUAUCCCAGCCAAGGCAAAACAAGUUCUUCUUGAAAACAGCCUGCACUGUGCUCCUAAAAGUAAGCCUAUCCCAGAGCCUGCAACACCCCUACUUGGGUCUCCCCAACCUCGAGAUGCUAGAAGUUUCACUCCUGGACAAAGGAACACAGCUCCAUCUCCAGGCCCCUGCGCUAUCCGUCGUGGCCGCAGACAGUCUGAGCCAGUGAAGAACCUUUAUGUCACAUUUCCACAGAAUGCUAAGCCUAGACUCAAGCAUACUGGCAGUGAGGGGGAGCUCUACCCUCCCUUAGAGCCUCAGCCACCAGGUCCAGCUUCUGGACCCCCCGAGGACUUGGAGGACACUGAACCCCCAAUGCUGGACCCCUCUGGGACCUCAAUCACUGAAGAAAUCCUGGAACUACUGAAUCAAAGAGGCCUCCAGGAUGCGGGGUGCCCACUACAGGCACCGCCCCACGACAUUCCCAAGUUCCCAGGAGACUCCCAGAUGCCAUGUGAAGGUGAAAGCGUCACAUUCCCCGCCCUGCCCAGCCGGGACUCUUCAGAAGAGGAGGAGGAAGAGCUGGAAAUGGACGACCGGGGCCCUUCCCCACUCCACGUGCUAGAGGGACUUGAAAGUUCCAGUGCCGCUGAAGUUCCCGACAUUCCUAGCCUUACCAAAAACCCUGCCGUGCCCAGCCUCCCUGAAAUUUCCAGCCUUUCUGAAAUUCCCCCCAUUCCCCACCUUCCCAGUCUCUCCGACAUUUCCAGUGUUUUUGAAAUGCCCUGCCUUCCAGUCAUACCGACUGUCCCCAGCAUGCCUGGUCUUCCCAGCCCUGCCGCCCUCCCCCGGGACUCCUGGCUGCCGGGCCCUCUGCAGGAGCCAGACGAGGCUCUAGCCACCAGGAGGGACCUGCUCUCGGCUGGCAGUUCUGGAGAACUGGGAGAGCCCACCUCAGGUGGCAGGGCCAGGAAAGAGGAAGAGGAGGAAGGGGUAUCAUUUCCAGAUUUCCAGCCCCAGGACGGCAUCCGGAAUCCUGGAUUUCAGGAUGAGCUGGGAUUCCGCUCUUGCUCAGAAAUCCGGAGCGCCUGGCAGGCUCUAGAGCAGGGCCAGUUGGCCCGGCCGGGUUUCCCAGAACCGCUGCUGAUUCUGGAAGAUUCAGACCUGGGUGGAGGGAGUGGGAGUGGGAAGGCUCGAGCUCCCAGCGUGGAGCGGGCUGCGUCCCGAGUGCGAGAGUUGGCCCGGCUUUACAGCGAGCGGAUCCAGCAGAUGCAGCGGGCUGAGACGCGGGCGUCGGCCAAUGCGCCCCGCCGCCGGCCACGGGCACUGGCCCAACCGCAGCUGUCUCCCUGCCUGCUCCAUGAGCAGGCCGAGCCAGGGCCCCUGCCUGCCUUUGGACACGUGUUGGUAUGUGAGCUGGCCUUCCCACUGACUUUGGCCCAGGAAUCUGUCCCCCUGGGCCCCGCUGCCCAGGUUCAAGCUGCUGCACCCCUGUCUAAGCAGGGAGGCUGCCUGGGUGGCCAGGGUGUAGAUGUUUCCAGUUUGUCUGAACAAGACCAUCGGGGCACCCAGAUUCCAGCUGCUACCCCUCUUCCUGAGCAAGUCCUCUGCAACAUCCAGAUUCCAGCCACCGAACCUUUUCCCAAGCAGGAAGGCCCCCCACGUGUGCAGGUUCCAGCUAUUCCAGCUCCACCUGAUCAAGAAGGUCACCUGGAAACACACGUUCCUGUUACCACUUCUUUGCCUGAGCAUGGAAGCCACAGGGAUAUACAGCUUCCAGCUGCCAUCUUUUCCCUUCAGCAAGAAUGCCAGACAGACAGCCAAGUUCCAGCCACCCCAGCUUUGCCGAAGCAGGGAAGCUCUCACGUCACAGUUUUAGCCACCACUGUUACUCCCAAGCAAGAAGGCCACCUUGACUGCCAGAGCCCAGCCAACACCCCAUUAACUAAGCAGGGAGGUUCCAGGGAGGUUCGGUCCCCAGCCACUGGCUGCAUCCAAGCCGUUGACCCUUUGCUUCUGCUUGGAAGCUGCCUGGACCAUCAGAUCCCAGCCAACACCCCACUGCCCUUGGAACCUGACCUCCCAGACAUUCAGGUUCGGGAUACCUCACCUUUGCCUGCACAUGGGGGCCACCUAGACCAUCAGAUCCCAGCCAGUGCUCCAUUGUCUUUGCCCCAGGACCUCCCAGACAUUCAGGCUCCAGCUGCCACCGUUUUGUCCCAGCCCCAAGGCCUCAUGGACACACGGGUCCAAGCACUCCCACCUUUGCCCAAGCAGGGAAGCCUCCUAGACAUCCAGGGUCCCACUGCUGUACCUUUGCUCCAGGAGCAAAGCCUCACAGACCUCCAGGUCCUCGAACCUACACCUUUGGUGGAGCAGAAGAGCCUCACAGACAUCCAUGUUCCAGCUGCCAUCCCUCUGCCUGAGCAAGGAGGCUUGUGGGACAUUCAGGGCCUGUCCCCCACCCCAGUUCAGACCACUGUGGUUUUGUCCAGACCAGGUGGCCACUCGGUUUCUCCUAUCGCCAGGUCAGAGUCUUCAGACUUGACUCCACCCCACAGUCCCCCACCCCCAACCCGUCAGCUCCUGGGCCCCAAUGCAGCUGCUCUCUCAAGAUACCUGGCAGCCUCAUACAUCAGCCAGAGCCUAGCUCGGCGGCAAGGGCCUGGACGAGAGGCCUCCCAAGCUUCCCGGGGUCCCUGGUCCUCCUCUGCCCCCACAUCACGGGCACCUUCACCACCACCCCAGCCCCAGCUGCCUGCGACUAGAAGGCUCAGCUAUGCCACCACAGUCAACAUCCAUGUUGGGGGUGGCGGGCGGCUACGGCCAGCCAAGGCCCAGGUCAGGUUGAACCACCCUGCUCUGUUGGCCUCCACCCAGGAAUCGGUGGGCCUUCGCAGAGUCCAGGGGGCUCCUGAUGCCCCUUUCCACAUGUGAGCCAGGAUAUCGGGCUUCUUGAAAAGCAAGGACUUCAGCCAAAUGCCACAGACUCUCAGAACUUCACCCGGAAGUCCAGACACUGAACACAAGUCUAAAAUUGCUGCAGCUUUUCCAACUCGGGGUCUGCUUUGGCGAGUGGUCCUUGUUACUUACCUUAACUCAA
This is a messenger RNA of Molossus molossus (Pallas's mastiff bat), 5202 nucleotides long. It is a transcript of the gene PLEKHG2, whose product is annotated as pleckstrin homology and RhoGEF domain containing G2. Bases 870 to 5036 code for a protein of 1388 amino acids. The record is from RefSeq and is a predicted model, not a curated record. Lineage: Eukaryota; Metazoa; Chordata; Mammalia; Chiroptera; Molossidae. The transcript is spliced from 20 exons. Gene Ontology annotation, molecular function: guanyl-nucleotide exchange factor activity.